Messenger RNA from Prorocentrum cordatum, 855 nucleotides. The record is from the annotation of a GenBank genome assembly. NCBI's taxonomy places the organism in Eukaryota, Dinophyceae, Prorocentrales, Prorocentraceae.
AUGUUAGGCGCUUGGCCAGAAUCUGGACUAGUCGGCUCUCACUUCGAAGCGGCCGCAAAGAAGUCCGGGACGACAAACAGUUGGAGAGAAGCGUUGCAAUUGUUUUGCGAGGCAUCCAACAAAUGUGUGAAGCACAGCCAGGGCUACUACGUAGCCACUAUGAGCGCAUGUCGAAAAGGACAGCAGUGGCAAUGGGCAUUAUCUCUUCUCAGCGAGUUGGUUGCAUCGACUGUUGAGGCCAAUGUCAUGAUCUACAACGCGGGGAUCAGCGCUUGCGAGAAAGGUCAGCAGUGGCAGCGGGCCCUGGCGCUGCUCAGCCAGAUGGUCGAGACGCAACUGGAGCCCACUGUCAUCAGCUUCAGCGCUGGGAUCAGCACUUGCGAGAAAAGUAUGCAGUGGCAGCGUGCCCUGUCGCUGCUCAGUCAGAUGGUCGGAACGAAGUUGGAGCCCGAUACCAUCUCUCCUACAAUGGCCGCAUCAGCGCUCGCGGAUGGGGAGAUGCUGGGAUCAGCGCGUGCGAGAAUCAGCUACAACGCUGGGAUCAGCGCGUGCGGGAAGGGUGAAAGGUGGCACCGUGCACUGGCGUUGCUCAGCGAGAUUCGGGAGGCGAAGCUGGAGCCCACCGUCAUCAGCUACAGUGCUGGGAUCGGCGCGUGCUGGAAUUGUGAUCAAUGGCAGCUGGCUCUGGCGUUGCUGAGCGAGAUUUGGGAGGCGAAGUUGGAGCCCGACGGCAUGAGCUACACAUUGUGCAUCACAGCGUAUGAGAGGUCGUCUCGCAACUCGGCAGGAUUCCCAGGCUAUCUUGGGAUCGGUCUUUCGCGUUUUCGCCUGUCUUGCGAAGCGCUGUGCGUGUGA